This is a messenger RNA of Cylicocyclus nassatus, 2341 nucleotides long. The record is from the annotation of a GenBank genome assembly. Lineage: Eukaryota; Metazoa; Nematoda; Chromadorea; Rhabditida; Strongylidae.
CUGAAAGUCUACUCAUCAGAGUAAAAGACAAAGACAGGGCAUCUACCAGAGCAUUGCCGUUGUUCUCGCGGCUCACUGUUCUUUGAGGAUGACACUGAAAGGACAUUGCAAAGGUGAUUGUCGAGUGAAACACUGCAAAGCCCUUGCAAUAGAUCCGGAAGUCGGUUUUUGUGGCAGAUGGAGGCGAAAGCGUAAAAUAGGACCGGUAGAGGCUGAUGUUGCCGAAGCUAGACAGGCAGUUGGAACAUCUUUUGUGGAGCAUCAUUUGACGAUAGAGCAACUCAAAGAUCUUUAUCCGGACUCAUUUAUUCAUGACGAAUUUCCCGAACGGAGUGAUGGAUUGCAUAGCGAGGAAGCAAGGAAGCGCCUGAAAGAUGGAGGCGGUAAUGUGCUACCUCCACGUAAGGAAGACGGUCUUUUUCAUGUAUUCAUAAGACAAUUUCACUUCAAAUUUUGGCUAUUGUUGACGGGUGCUGCAUUUCUUUCUAUAGCAGCCUAUUUCGUACAUUAUGCCCAUGGGUUCAAUGAGCCGCUUAAUCUAUAUUGUGCUUGCAUAUUAUUGCUUGUUGUACUCUUUAUGGGUUUGUUAUCCCUAUGGCAAGAAAAGAAAGCAAGAAAAGUUGUAAAAGAUUUCACCAAACUUCUACCAUCAAAAGCGAUUGUCAUCAGAGAUUGUGAAGAAAAGGAGAUAAACAUUGAAGAAAUUGUUGUUGGAGAUCUGGUCAUCAUCAGUUCCGGUUCCCGCAUACCUGCUGACAUACGAAUUCUUCAAACUAACUGCCUUACCAUCGAAGUUUCAGAAGUGACAGGGCAAACUUCACCAGUCGAAUGUACCGCUGAAGCAGCCGCUCCACAUGUAUCAGUGUUUGACUCAAGAAAUGUUGCCUUCAAGGGAUCAUACUGCACAGAAGGUGAUGGACUGGGAAUAGUUAUUAGGACUGGGAAAUUUACGGUACUAGGUGGAAUCGCCAAUCUUCACACCCAUUUGCCAUCGCUAAAAAGCAAACUCCAGACAGAACUUCGCUCAUUUGCUAAUUUUAUCACAGUGCUGGCUAUUUGCAUGGCUGUGGCCAUGUUUUUGAUCGGAUGCAUAGUAGCAAAAUUCGAAAACGUUUUGGACCACUUUGUGAUCGGAUUUUUGGUAGUAAUCGUGGCUAAUGUGCCUCAAGGAUUGCCAGCUACAGUAAUGUCGCAGUUACGGAUUAUAGCUCGUAGAAUGGCUCAGAAGAAUAUUUAUAUCAAGAAGCUUGACCUGAUUGAUGAACUAGGAGCAGCUUCAGUAAUCUGUGCAGAUAAAUCAGGAACCCUAACAAUGAAUCAAAUGGUUGUAACAGAUUUAUGGUAUAACGGCAAGAUGAUCGGAGGGGCAGGUGUGAAUUUUAAACACCCACAUAUUCGAACGAUGAAAUCAGCCGUCAAAAAUAUCAAAAGUGGUGAUCGUUUGGAAGAACCGCUUCCUGAUAUUCUUACAGUGAUGUCCGUUUGUAAUCGAGCACAAUUCGAACAUGUUCGACGUUCAAUGCGACGCGUGUCGACGAUGCGUGCGCUGCAGAAGUCCGCCUCCGAAGCAAUGCUAAGCGGUCCUGUCAAGAAAAGAUUCACUAUAGUCGACACCCGUACUGGCCAAGUAUCCGAAAGGCGACCCACACCACCAAGUUUGGAAGAUCUUCCUUCACUAGAGCAUGGUCUUCCCCCACUUCCCGACCGUCGUAAACACAGCAGUGAGGGAAGCAAUUCGUCAAAAUCACACCGUAAGCAUCAUUCAACACCUUGUCGUCAUCGUUCCAAAAAGACCAAAAACGACGUUUUUGGAAUACCGAGUGAUGUCGCUCUUGUAAAAUAUGUGGAGCAAAAUGCUAGUGUAGAAGCUAUUCGACAAAGAUAUCACUCUGUACACGAAAUCCCGUUCAACUCAAUUCGACGCUGGCAACUUGUCGUCUGUAGAUGUUUAGCUGAUAUUCAGCCAGUAGAAAAUCUUCCCGAACCGGAACCGACGGAAGCACGCUACGUAGUAAUGAUGAAAGGUGCACCCGAAGUAAUUCUGGGCAUGUGUAAAAGAGCCAGAAUUCAAAAAGAAAUUAUUGAGAUUGAUGAAAAAUUCCGACAAGAUUGCCAGGCAGCAUGGGAAGCUCUAGGAAAUGCCGGAAGAAGAGUUAUUGCUUUUGCACAUGCUCAUUUCAACGCUUCGAUGAAAGCGAAAUUUGGUCCGAAAGAGGAUCGAUGGCCUGAUGAUUUAAUUUUCUUAGGGAUGGCUGCUAUUAUGGAUCCGCCAAGGAGAUCAUCCUACAACGGCAAAAGCUGUAGCGACACAAAUUGGAUUGAUUGGGGAUUCGAACGGUAA